AUCUACUCAUCAUCACAUGAGUAUUUAUCCGGAUCUCAGCCGACAGGAUGCUUACUGAACUGCCCGCGGAGCUCUUGUGGGCGGUAUGGGCCGAGUUGCAGUACAAUCCCGGGAUUUGCAACGCCCUCAUUCAGACAUGCCGCCGGCUCUACAACACCUUCAAUGACGACUUUUACGAUUACUAUAUCCACCGCCACAAACGAGGAGCGAGGAGGCCCAUGCUAUGGGCCGCGUUGAACGGCAGAGAGGAUUGUAUUGGCAGCCUGCUCGCACAUGGAGCCAAUCCGAGAAUUAUGGACGGUGCUACCAUCGAGGAGAGUGCUGGGCACCGUGAGCACUCACUCACCUGUAUAGGUGAGGAACAAAUCUUGCAGGAAAGAAUGCGUUGGAAAUCAACGACGCCUUUAUCCUCCGCUGUCCGUCGUGGCCAUCUUGGUGUGGCCAAAUUGCUUCUGGACGGGGGUGCCAACGUGAACGCUCAUACAAAAGCUGGUCGUCUUCCAAUUAUUUGGGCGAUGGAGUCAAAGCAGGUGGAGAUGCUGGAUUUGCUCAUCAACUCAGGCGCAAGAAUCGACUUUCCCCUCUGGGGAUAUGAUAACCUUCUUACAUACGCCAUUUCGCAUGGAUGGAUUGGUGGAAUUCGAGCUCUUGUUGCGCAGCGGCAGGAGGCCACUGGUUCUGUGUUUCAUCCGAAAACUUCGGAGUUCGAGGACGCGCUGGUGCUCGCUAUGCUUGGAGGACGUAAACAAGCAAUCGACCCGUUCCUCGAGGCCAUGAACAGCGUAAACGAUCAGUUGUGUAGGAAACAUACGCCUCUUAAGAUUGCGGUGACAGAAGGCUUCUCGGGCUGCAUCAACUCAAUUCUCGACCAUGGUGGCUUAGUUGACCAUGAGAAUCAUGGAGAAUCAUGGUCUGCAAUACACACUGCGGUGAUGAGGGGCGAUAAGAAAACUACCGGGAUACUCAUCGAUAGAGGGGUUUCUACGGACACAAGGAGCUUGAAUGGGAGGACGCCACUCAUUGCCGCUGUGUAUGAAGAGGAUCUAGGGAUGGUGGAUUUGCUUCUUGAUCGAGCGGCGGAACCGGAAGCUCGAGACAGUGACGGCUACACUGCGUUACUCUGCGCUGCAAUGCGAGGAUCGCCUGGUAUGAUACAUCAUUUACUUCCCAGAGCUGACAUUAAUGUGUUGGAUCCCCACGGUUAUACAGCGCUCUCCAUCGCCAUCCAAGGCGAUAACAUCCGUGCUGUGAAAGCACUAUUAAAGGCCGACAAGGCAGCAGGCCAGGCGCAAAAAGGGGCCACUGCAGAUAGCUCUGGAAAUAGGCUGCUAAUCGACAAACCGGACUCACGGGGCCGUACCCCACUCUUCUUGGCCACUCAGUAUGGAGCCCCAGAUGUUGUCCAGCUACUGCUAAACUACGGAAGUAAUGCUGUGUAUACCCCCACAUGCACCGGCCGAACUCCAUUAUCAUUCGCAGAGACCCAGCGGGACAAGUUUAAGACUAGCACAGUCCCAAUCCUCCAAUCGGCGGUACGAGACAUCGAAACCAUCAUACAGUUACUUCGGGCCUCAUCGCCAGCAGACAUCAAGAUAGGCUGGAAAGGACCUGACCAGACACAAAUGGCUGGCUUUGUCGCAAAAUGUGUCAUCUGCCGAGUGCGUAUUUCUACAUAUGAUCCUCCUGCGACAUGUAAGUACUGCUCAGUCAAGGAAGGAUUCACUGCCGGCAAAUGCUUUGAAUGCUGCGCACUGAAAAUGCUCUGUCGACAUGAACAGGGAUAGCGACCGUCUGCUACAAUGACCAUCCACGAAUGACUGACCCGGGCCUGAGGACAGCGUUUUGAAACGUCGCCCGCCGUCCAAUAUUGUGCCGUGACAUGGCCGGGAAAGCGCGAUUUAAGGGCGUGGGCUCCUUGCGAUUCUUUUUUUCCGCUUUUUUUCUUUACAUUCAGCAUUUCGAUUGAAUGACCCAGACCGGUCAGUUAUUGUACGGGAAGGGAUACACUAUUAAAGCUGGGACUGAGGUCAAAAUAAUGCGAGAAUACGAAGCGAGAUUAGUUGUGCUGGCUUUUCUCCUGUAGUGUAGAGCUGCACGGACGUGUCAUCAGUGUCCUGAGGUGACCUCAAGUCUACUCACAGGUCCUGCAUGCGUAUACUCACUCCUCUA
This is a messenger RNA of Aspergillus calidoustus, 2169 nucleotides long. Lineage: Eukaryota; Fungi; Ascomycota; Eurotiomycetes; Eurotiales; Aspergillaceae. The record is from the annotation of a GenBank genome assembly.